Molecule: messenger RNA, 1088 nt
Organism: Pongo pygmaeus (Bornean orangutan)
Lineage: Eukaryota; Metazoa; Chordata; Mammalia; Primates; Hominidae
Exons: 4
Coding region: 391-711 (106 amino acids)
Source: RefSeq, a predicted model, not a curated record
CUUGAAAUGGGCUGAGUCCCUCUUGCUCACCCUUGACUUGGAAAAACCAGUUUCUCUUUUAUUGUCUGUUGCUAAUCUCUAUUCUAAAAAUUCAGCUCAAUUCUCAACCAUACUCCAAACUCUCUCCUUUCCAGCUGCCUUUACUCUCUCUCCUUCAAUUCCACUUUCCUCUGCUUUCUUUUUUUUUUUUUUUUUCAGACAGGGUCUCACUUUGUCACCCAGGCAGGAGUGCAGCGGCUCAAUCUUGGGCUCACUGCAGCCUCAACCUCCCAGAGGCGAGGUUUCACCAUGUUGCCCAGACUGGUCUUGAACUCCUGAGCUUAAGCAAUCCACCUGCCUCGGCCUCCCAAAGUAUUGGGAUUACAGGCGUGAGCCACCGCAUCCGGCCUCAUGUUCUUUUUCAUUAAAGAGAGAAAUCAACUAUUCAGGACCGGCCCCCACCUUUCCUCAGGAGUCAUUUCUGUUCUGCACAGGCCUGCUGAACUGGGUGCUUUAUAUAGGGCACUGUCAUCUCUCAAGUACCCAUCGUGGAGGGUACGGACCCCACAUGAGGGUGAGGCUCUCUGCACACUCCAGAAUUUCAGUGGAGUGAAGUUCAGGAGGCAUGGAGCUGACGACCACGAGGCCUCGGCAGCCACCACCGCUGCCGCCACCACCACCGCCGCCGCCGCCGCCGCCGCCGCAGCAGCAGCAAGAGUAACUCUGACUUAGGAAUAGAGACAGCCGGAGAGAAAUGUGAUCAAUGAAGGAGACAUGUGGAGUGUGCGUGCUUCUUCAGAGGGACUGGUGAUGGGCAGACUGGAAAAAGCACUGCAGAUGGGAACAUUAAUCUUUCUUUUCUAAAAUUGAUGCUAUGAAAAUUUGCGUUUUCUGUAACUUGUAAAAACUAAAAGUUGCUUGUCUACUGAAAAGCUUCUCUGCCUCUAUGUUUUAUACCAUCGGAUGCCAACUCCCAGCCUUCUAAGCCACCUCCCCUUUAGGCUAAAACUGAGACAUGAACUUGAAAAAUUGACACUGGCUUCCUCUCUCUUUGAGGUCCCCAGGCAGGUGGCUGGGACACUAUUUGCAAUCAGCAAGGAAACCUGCUG